Lactuca saligna is the source of this 342-nucleotide messenger RNA. The record is from the annotation of a GenBank genome assembly. Lineage: Eukaryota; Viridiplantae; Streptophyta; Magnoliopsida; Asterales; Asteraceae.
AUGAAGUUGAAGAGCAAGCGAACAUCAUCAAGUACGAAUGUUGUUCACAAACCACAAGUAUCUCAUCACGGGGUGGUUUUUUGGGAAAUUUCUGCCCCUGCUUCUCCAUCAUCAAAGAAGAGAAUGGCUGCUGACAUGGCUAAGCAUAUUUCUAAGAAGAAGAGGUGUAAGUUGGUUCUCUCUUUCAAUUCUACAACUGAUGAGAUAGAAGCUAUUCCAGAGACUCCAGAAACAGUUCUUAUCAACGAAUCUUCUAGAACUGAUACUUUAGUGACUCAACCACCUGAAGUUUCGAUUGCCAAGACAGUUACUGUGGAGGUCGAACUUCAGACAUCCCUGUAA